AUGGCUGUAACCGCUUUCCCCUCUCUCGGGAACUCUUCCCCGGACCUCACCCUCCUCAACACAGCCCGUCUCUUUACCCGGCUCGAACACAAUCUCCUAACGCCGGGCUCAGAGCUCCGCACCUUGCGUGGGUCCGAAUUCCAGCGCAUGCGCAUAACAAAGAACCUCGAAUACGCACGCACCCUCCUCUCACAACUGGAACGAUCUCUCCCUCAAUUGAAAUCCCUCGAGCGUAAACACGAGGUUCAGGAAGAAGUCACACGUGACAGACAACUUCUAAAGCGCAUGCAAGCCGUCUUGGACGAAGAAGAUGCCCGCGCCAACGACAACGACAACGACAACAGCAACGAUAAUGAUAACGAGACCGAAGUGGACACAGAAUGGGCGGACUUAUUCGCGAAACCGGUUGCCGAAAAGAUCCUCCCAGCACCCAACAGCCCAAGCAAGCCCCAAAUAUACACGGAAAACAAAGACAAAGAGCAGCGAGAUAUUGAUUCCACCACAACACCAACAUCAACACCCGCAUACCCAUCUACAUCAACAUCAACAGCCGCACCUCCUACAUCCACCGCACCCCCAACCCUGCGAAACAGAUCCACAAACCAAAAGCCGCAAACCUCACUAACGGACUCCACCGCAAAAGCCAAAGCAUCUGGAAGUAGCACUUCCGCUUCGACUUCCACGCCCGCAAACAAAAAGGAACAAGAGCUCAGCACGCACCGACUCGAACAGGAGGAUCUGACUAGCUCCCUCGUCGCGCUAGCUAGCCAGCUUAAGGCAUCCUCGCAGUCGUUCCAGACAACGUUGGAGAAUGAGCAGUCUGUGCUUGAUCGUGCGGUGACGGGGAUGGAUAAGACGAGCGCGACGAUGGAGGCUGCGGGGAAGAGGAUGGGGAUGCUGCGGAAGAUGUCAGAGGGGAAAGGGUGGUGGGGGCGGAUGAUGCUUUAUGCGUGGAUCUUUGGGUUGUGGGUUGUUGCUAUUUUGAUUGUUUAUGUUUUGCCCAAGUUGAGGUUUUAG
Molecule: messenger RNA, 1017 nt
Organism: Penicillium verhagenii
Lineage: Eukaryota; Fungi; Ascomycota; Eurotiomycetes; Eurotiales; Aspergillaceae
Exons: 2
Coding region: 1-1017 (338 amino acids)
Biological process (GO): retrograde vesicle-mediated transport, Golgi to endoplasmic reticulum
Cellular component (GO): SNARE complex; endoplasmic reticulum
Molecular function (GO): SNAP receptor activity
Source: RefSeq, a predicted model, not a curated record